Megalops cyprinoides (Indo-Pacific tarpon) is the source of this 1843-nucleotide messenger RNA. It is a transcript of the gene me1, whose product is annotated as malic enzyme 1, NADP(+)-dependent, cytosolic. The coding region runs from base 2 to 1768 and encodes 588 amino acids. Gene Ontology annotation, cellular component: mitochondrion. The record is from RefSeq and is a predicted model, not a curated record. The transcript is spliced from 14 exons. Gene Ontology annotation, molecular function: malate dehydrogenase (decarboxylating) (NADP+) activity; malate dehydrogenase (decarboxylating) (NAD+) activity; NAD binding. Gene Ontology annotation, biological process: malate metabolic process; pyruvate metabolic process. Lineage: Eukaryota; Metazoa; Chordata; Actinopteri; Elopiformes; Megalopidae.
CAUGGCACACGGGUUAGUGAAACGGGAGUCCGUCGACUGGGAAAUGCACAAGUCGGAAGACAAAAGUAAAACCUUUGUUUACACAAAGAAGAGGGGCUACGAUGUCACACGUAACCCCCACCUGAACAAGGGCAUGGCCUUCUCCCUGGAGGAGCGGCUGCAGUUGGGGAUCCAUGGCCUGCUGCCCCCCUGUUUCCUCAGCCAAGAUGUCCAGCUGCUCCGGGUCCUGAGGAACUAUGACAUGAAGAAGGACGACCUGGACAGAUAUGUCUUCCUGAUGGGGCUGCAGGACCGCAACGAGAAGCUCUUCUACAGGGUUCUCAUGUCGGACAUAGAGAGAUUCAUGCCCAUAGUUUACACGCCCACAGUGGGGCUGGCAUGCCAACAGUAUGGCCUCACCUUCAGGAGACCCAGAGGGCUGUUCAUCACCAUCCAUGAUCGCUCCCACAUCUCCACCUUGCUGCAGAGCUGGCCUGAGAAGGAUGUACGGGCCGUGGUGGUGACGGACGGGGAGCGGAUCCUGGGUCUCGGGGACCUGGGCUGUUACGGCAUGGGCAUCCCGGUGGGCAAGCUGGCGCUCUACACGGUCUGCGGAGGAACGCCACCCCAGCAGUGCCUGCCCGUCAUGCUGGACGUGGGCACUGAAAAUGAGGAGCUCCUGAAAGACCCGCUGUACAUUGGCCUGCGCCACAGGAGGGUGAGGGGCCAGGCCUACGACGACCUGCUGGAGGAGUUCAUGAAGGCCGUGACCGACAGGUAUGGGAUGGACUGUCUGAUCCAGUUUGAAGACUUUGCCAACAACAAUGCCUUCCGUCUGCUGCACAAGUACCGUAACAAGUACUGCACUUUCAAUGAUGAUAUCCAAGGUACAGCUGCAGUGGCAGUGGCCGGCCUCCUCGCUGCCCUUCGCAUCACCAAGAGCAGGAUGUCGGACCAUACCAUUUUGUUCCAGGGUGCUGGGGAGGCUGCAAUGGGAAUAGCUGACCUCAUCACCAUGGCGAUGGAGAAGGAGGGAAUCCCCAGAGAGCAGAGCCUGAAAAAGAUCUGGAUGGUUGACUCCAAGGGGCUCAUCGUCAAGGGACGUGAUCAUCUGACGCACGAGAAGGAAAGGUUUGCUCAUGAGCACCCUCAGAUGAAGAAGCUGGAGGACGUUGUGCAGAAACUGAAGCCCACAGCAAUUAUAGGGGUGGCGGCCGUUGCUGGUGCCUUCACGGAGCAGAUCAUCAAGGACAUGGCAUCUUUCAACGAGCGGCCAAUCAUCUUCGCUCUCAGCAACCCCACCAGCAAGGCUGAGUGCACCGCUGAGCAGUGCUACACGCUGACAGAGGGGCGGGGGAUCUUUGCCAGCGGGAGUCCGUUUGAUCCCGUGACCCUCACCGAUGGGCGGAAGUUCUAUCCUGGUCAGGGCAACAAUGCCUAUGUGUUUCCUGGGGUCGGCCUGGGAGUGACCGCCUGUGCGCUACGCCACAUCACUGACGAGGUCUUCCUCCUCACUGCGGAGACCAUUGCUUCCCUGGUGACAGAGAAAGACCUGUCUGAGGGGAGAUUGUACCCCCCUCUCAGCACCAUCCGCGACGUGUCCUUCAAGCUGGCUGUGAAGAUAGUGGAGUAUGCGUACAAGCACAACAUGGCGUCGCUGAACCCAGAGCCCAAGGACAAGGAGGCCUUCAUCCGCUCUCUGAUCUACAGCACUGACUACGACGAGUUCGCCGUGGACUCCUACCGCUGGCCAGAGGAUGCCAUGGGCGUGCAGUCCUGCAAAUUGUGACACUGGAGUCGGGGAGGGAGGAUUAGGGAGAGUAUUUAAAGGCAGCACAAGGGGGAGAGGGUAUGACCAGGGAAG